CGCCUUCUCUCGGGGUUUCCGGGAGAAGGGUAUGAUUAGGCUCUCGACCUACCUCAAGCAGUACAAGGUUGGCGAUAUUGUCGACAUUAAGGUCAACGGUGCUGUCCAGAAGGGUAUGGCCCACAAGGUCUACCACGGCAAGACCGGCGUCAUCUACAACGUCACCAAGUCGGCGGUGGGCAUCAUCAUCUACAAGAAGGUCAAGCACCGGUACAUCGAGAAGCGCAUCAACGUCCGAAUCGAGCACAUCCAGCCCUCGCGGUCACGGGAGGACUUCCUCCGCCGGGUGAAGGAGAACGCCGAGUUGAAGAAGAAGGCCAAGGCCGAGGGCAAGCCGGUGCAACUCAAGAGGCAACCCCUUCAGCCCCGCGAGGCGCGGACGAUCUCGAUUGUCGACAACAAGCCGGAAACGGUGGCGCCCGUUGCCUACGAGACCACCAUUUAAGGGGAGCUUGCAGUGGGGUGCUGGAUUCGGUGUGGUCAGACAUGGCUUGCUCUUCUUUCUUGCUGCAUGAGGAUUCAUCGCGUUCUACACGGAAGGAUCUUCUGCAAGGAAUUGGUCUGGGAUGCGGGAGUGCUCAUAGGAAUCAAAAUACCAAUGGCAUGACCAACAGCGGCUCGCACCGCCUUCCCUGUUCAUCCGUCGUGGUGCACCUGUGGAAAGCAGCCUAGCGAGUCGAUGGGGAUUGGGAGCAAGGCUGCUCCAGGAGCACAGAGAGCCAUCACAGGAGCUGGUCUCGGACAGGUGUCCUAGGUUGCUCUGACCGGGAGCACUGUCGCCAAUGGUAGCAGCAGGACAGACCAAAUAUUGAUCUGGCGAGCCAUUUCAGACCAAAAUAACUUGUCCACGCGGCCUUAUUGAGGUGUGACUUGAAAAUGACCCAGGUUUGUCGAUGUGUAACCUCGCUUGGCCGUGGAGGUUUUCGA
Messenger RNA from Parathielavia appendiculata, 927 nucleotides. RefSeq lists its product as uncharacterized. The transcript is spliced from 3 exons. Gene Ontology annotation, molecular function: structural constituent of ribosome. Bases 32 to 445 code for a protein of 137 amino acids. Gene Ontology annotation, biological process: translation. NCBI's taxonomy places the organism in Eukaryota, Fungi, Ascomycota, Sordariomycetes, Sordariales, Chaetomiaceae. The record is from RefSeq and is a predicted model, not a curated record. Gene Ontology annotation, cellular component: cytosolic large ribosomal subunit; ribosome.